AUGGUCACCAUACCGAAGUUGCCUUCUUGUGGCACUGCUGGUUCUGUGGCGGCGGUGGACUAUUUGCUUGGGGAAUUGGUAAGUUGCAUUGGCACACUGAAAUGUAAAACUACCGCUCACACUCAUAUAGGACCGGACCCAGGUGUUUAUCCUCCUCCUCCCAAUCCCCCAGUUACGAACUGGCCAACGAUCACUAUUGGUAACGACAAGCUCCCCACUCCUGAGCCUGAAUCCACAGCCUCUCAGCCCUCGUCAACUGAGACAUCAAAGACCACGACCUCUGAGUGUACUACCAAAACAGUGACCAACAGCUGGGUAUCAUGCACACCGGUUCCAACAACUACGAGCUCCGGAACGCCGUUGUACAGCAACAGUUGUACCACAAGUACAUCGGUGGAAACAGGCUGCAGUGCUACACCUUCGUCGUCAUCGACCUCAGCAACUACAACGCCUUCGGCUUGUACUAUCGCUAUGAAGGCUACUCCAUUCGCCACACUGACAGAUCCGAUUCCUGAUACGUCUGACACAACCUCUACCCCAGGAGGCACGUCAACAGCAAGCAGUAGCUCGGCAUCAAGUAGCCAUGUAUCUACUACGUCGGCGAGUGGCUCCUCGAGCUCAUCACCAAGCGCCACACCCUCAAGCACCCAAAGCAUCAGCUCAACGAGUGGAUCUUCAUCAAGCUCAAGCCAGGCAACCACUAGCUCCUCAAGCUCAGGUAGCUCGUCUUCUAUCUCUACCAGCACAUCCUCGUCCACCAGCAGCUCCGCCUCCCCAACAACCAAAAAGACCUGCACUGGUGGCAAUGGAGAGACAUACCCAGUAUCCCUUCUGAACACCGAAGGGUCUCAAUCAGGAAACCUAGACAAGUUCUGCAUCGCCGCCGCCAGUCACACAGACUGGCCCUACAAGCAGACCUUCGAUGGUGAAUAUGCUGGCGACCCGAAGGCUGUGAUGGAAAUCUCAACCCAAGAAGGUUGCACCCCUCCAUACGACGGACAAAUUUCAGCCGACUACUGCAAAGAGUACAUCAACCUACUCGCUAAUGACUGCGACACCGACAGUGGCAACAAGCACGGCGGAACAGUGUCAACAGACAAAUGCUACACCUUCAGUCUAAGUGUCACGUCUGAGUCGAAGCUCAGCUGCAAAGGCGGCAAUGGGUGGACCUGGCCUGUUGAUCUUCUGAACGGAGAUAGCAGUGACAGUGGUGUCAUUGAUAAUUUCUGCACUAAUGUGGAAGCCAACACCUGGGAUGGAUUCCAUGAGGAUUAUACUGGUGAAGGAGAGAGUGACAACGAGUGUACGAUCACUCUCAAUCUGAAUGAUUGUGAUGGUAAAAUGAAGCUAUCGCAUGACGAGUGCGUGCAUUAUGUUGGGCAGAUUGCCAACAACUGCGACACUGACAGUGGAGAUAAGCAUGGUGGUAUUUUCGAUGUUGGAAACUGCCUGUCCUUUAAUAUGACGAUGUACGAUCCUUCCGUUGUGUUUGGAAGUGGUUAA
Molecule: messenger RNA, 1503 nt
Organism: Penicillium brevicompactum
Lineage: Eukaryota; Fungi; Ascomycota; Eurotiomycetes; Eurotiales; Aspergillaceae
Exons: 1
Coding region: 1-1503 (500 amino acids)
Source: RefSeq, a predicted model, not a curated record